Nomia melanderi (Alkali bee) is the source of this 6299-nucleotide messenger RNA. NCBI's taxonomy places the organism in Eukaryota, Metazoa, Arthropoda, Insecta, Hymenoptera, Halictidae. The record is from RefSeq and is a predicted model, not a curated record.
CCAUUCCUUCUGAAUGACAUUUUUUGAAUGACACCAAAUAAACCGUCCCCUUUAGCUGCCUUGAAGACGAACCUGCAAUAAACAUUCUGAAGAACAUCCCAUCGAUCAAACAUGUGUUUAGGCAAGACCACCGCAGCUAGAUCAGUGAUUUCAAUGGUUGAUUUGAUGCCAAGCCUGUGGCAGACUUUUUCAGACUCCAAACCAUCUGAGGGAAGAGGUUAUAAGUGAAAUAUCCUAGACGAGUGGGAAACGUCGACUGGAUUCGACAAGGAAAACUCACAUUUAUCGUACUGCCGGCCGUAAUGGGUGCACGAGCUGUAGUUCACGUAAUUAUUCGCGAGGAGCAUCAAACACAAAAGAUGCAGAACAUCCCGUCGAGCCAUUUUCGCAGGAACUGUCAGAAAGCCAUAAAGGACACGGUUAACGUCACCGUCGAUCAACGAAUAAUCGAGUCAGUGAUUAAUUCCCAACUGAUUCGCCGCGAUACGAAGGGGGAGAGCUGGGAAGAAAAUUGGAAGACGUAGGAUAUUUUCGCGGAAUAGUCGGGUUCGAUUCACCGUCUUCGAGGAUACGUCAUCCACGUAUCAAAACAAAACGAAUGCAGCUCUGAUGUCCAUGGGAAAGACAAAGAAGGGGGGAGAGAGAGAUAGAGAGAGAGAGAGAGAGAGAGAGAGAAAGAGAGAGAGUAAUUUCUAAGAUCGACGAUCUCUGUGCUCUGCGUUUCAAAACGAAAAUACACGUCGUCGCGACGAAAAUUAUUUUCACACAUAAGAUUAACAAGGGCCGACCUGUUAGAAUGGACGGAAAUACUUCGGACGGCGGGAAGGUGAUACGGUUGAAUUUCAACGAAGUCGAGGUCGGUAAAACGGCGGUAAAAACGAUAGAAUUAUGGAACGAAUCCUGUUAUGAACAGACUUAUCAAGUUCAACGGGACCCGAUUACAAACCCACUGGACCACGUUUUCCAUUUACGUUGUUACACAUGGAUGCUGGCGCCGAAAGAGAAAUACGUGUGCGAGGUUCGUUACAGUCCGUUCGUUGCAUCCUCGACGAACGUGGAUUACUUUACCAUAACGGACUCCAUCGGGACCUGUUCGAAAGUGAUUACCCGCGGGACUUGCAUCGGACCCCGUGUAACCUGCUCGACAACGAAGAUCAUUUUGAUCAGCACAAUCAAGAAUCCUGAACCAAAAUGGCGCAUUAAACUUAUGAAUAAUUCAAAGGCACCGGCCCUCUUCAUGUUCGCCUUGGAUGAUAAUUAUCGGCCAUUUAAGUUAGAUAAGAGAUAUGGCUGCAUCAAUUCCCGUUCCUGUAAAUACGUAACGAUUAUAUUCACACCGCCGAAAAAUGGAGUUUACAGCUAUCGUUUGGCGGUUUUAAUUCUGCAUCAGGAGCCGAUCAUCAUCGACUUAUACGGAUACCGAAGCUCGUCCCGUGCAAAGGAAGACGAAAAUCGCUUUAAUUUUCCUCUGAGAGAGAAAAACCGCUUCGCAGAAUACAUGAACGACAGCGUCGACGCAACGGGUGACCUUCCAGUUGCGUCUUUCUCAAAGAAUUAUUUUGAUUUUGGUCACGCCGAAAUAGAAACAGAGACGACUAUUCAAAGAAUACCGCAAGCAGUAUGCUUUACUAAUCACAGUCAAUCUGAUUUAUUGGUCACCUGGGCAGAAGAUGAUGAAGGGAUUUUUAACGUGAAACCUAGCGAGCUGCGCGUGACGCGGAAUCAAUCAGCGCUAUUUGAACUCUCCUUUCAUCCAAACGUCAGGAAUAAUUUAUUCGGACAGGAGAUCGUCGCCUCCGUUUUCACGAGUCAUCCAGGGGACAUCGUUUUUCCAUUUGUUGCAACAAUCAAAGUGAUAGGUCAUUCGUUUCCCACUACGUCGAAUGGAUGGAUUCCGCAAUAUGAAAUACCUCAAACUGUAAUAAUGCCACCGUGCGUGCCACCGUUUCCGGUCUACACGACGUUCGUGAUCAGGAGGUUCGGUCAUUUACCCAUGAUGUUCCAAUUCGUUCCACCACCGGAGUCUCGUUUCUCUUUGAAGCCAAUGCUUGGGAUGAUUCAUCGAAAUUAUCAAGUAAUUGCGGUAAAAAUGUCGCCGAAAAUGAAAAACGAACAAAUUUACCUAGAACGAUGGACCGUAUAUUUUAACGGAAACGUCGAGAAUGCGUGUUACAUUGAUUUUAAAGGAUAUGCGGAAUACGCGAAUAUAAUAUUCUUGAAUGGCAAUGUUUUAAAUUUCGCAUCAGUGUAUCCACGUUGUCAGCAGUUUAAGAAACUCGGAAUUCGGAACGUCACACGGCAUAAAAUCAAAUACACGUUUUUCCAAAUACCAAAUGAACUCACUAUGCAGACAGUAAGCGGAGAAAUUGAACCGAAUGAUAUUCUAUUUCAAGAAUGUUCAUUUCAACCAAACGAACCGUGUCUUGAUUACGAUUUCGAGAUGCAAUGCGUGUUAAUUGCUAUGAAGAAUGAGAGUACUAUAGGAAUGAAGAGUUGCGUGAAUCUACGCGUUCGUGGUAGAAGCGAAUUGGNUCUGUUUUAGGCGACUCCUGAAGAAUUAAAUUUCAGUGAAAUGGAAUACGGUUCCACUAAAACAUUGACUUUUACUCUUUUUAACUAUAGUCUAGUAAACAUUUAUUUUAAACUGAUUUGCACUCAUCGAAACUGGCCAGUGGGCGAUAUAGAAAGAGAUGUUCAAAUGCGUCCAUCAGUAGGGACAAUUUUUCCUGGAUUUCAUAAGGAAAUCAUGAUUUCUAUUACACCCCAUACGCCCGGUUAUUACGAAUUUGAUGUUCAAUAUCUGAUAAGAGUGAAUUCCAGAUUAAACACUCUUUUGUUUGACCAAAGUCCUACCAAAGUUUGUACUGCGUGUUGUAUGUGCAUAUUGCCUACUUUGAAGAUUUACAAUAUUUGUGCUUAUGGAUAUGUACAAAAAAUUCCAUUAAAUAUAAGCAAACCAUAUCUGUGGGAAGCACUGGAAAUAGAUAAAUUAAAUAGAAUUCUUGAAACGAUAUUGCCAGGAGAAAGAAAGAAAUUGAAUGUAACAUUCUUUCCAACAAUUAUAAAUAAUGAAACUGUUUUUAUAAAACUAUCUGUUAAGAAUCAUUCAAGAUUUUCUGUUUCUUGGAGCAUUAAGUGGAUCCACCAAUGUAACUGCAAACCAGUCAUGCAAAAGAUUGGUCUUUCAUUUCAGAAAAAAGAACUUGAUUGUUUUCAUCAGAAACUUUGUAUUCUGUAUCCAGUAUCCGGCGUACUAAAGAGCUGCGAAGAAACUGUAAUCAAUAUGAAAAUCUAUCACUCAUUAGUUGGAAAAUCGGAGAUAUCCUGGGAAUUAGACAUAGGUCAUAAUCGUUGUAUUAUUUUGGACAUGUUAAUUGAUUGUUUAUCCGAUACAGAGAAGCAAUAUAAUUUUCUAAGUAAAACGUGCAUUAAAUUCGGACAAAUUUAUUUUGGAAACAGAGGACCGAUUUAUAAAGCGCAUUGGAUAUAUAACAUAACAAACGAUGAUUUAUCGUAUUCCAUAAACGUCGAUGAUAUUUCCAAGAUUAAUGAACAAUAUCAGUGCGAAGUAUUUUGUUGCUUAACUAAAAGUGGCAUAGUGGAGGCUCGAUCGGCAAUACCUUUGCUUUUGAAAUUUCAGCCUAGGAUGUUUGGUUUUUAUAAGGCGCUAGUCAUAAUAACAUUGGGUAAUAAAAAAAUGAAAUUGAAUGUAGAAGGUGAAUCAUCUUAUGACUUCAGAUCGACUAUAAUUGAAAAAUCAAUACCAAUUGAUUGUACUUGUGACACUACAGAACUGCCUGUAUAUUUCAAUAUACAGUGCAUAGAUAUGUGGUCCAUUCCAAUGCAUAAUUCUGUCAUUAAACUGAUUAUUCUGCAAAACCGUUUGAAUCAUGAUGCACUUGGGUUUGAGUGGAAAUGCAAAGAUGUGUCAGAGGUACUUCAAGUCAAGAUAUUUCCCCGCAAAGGUGUAAUUAGUCCAAGUACCAUGAAAAGUUUUAUGCUAAAGAUUUUCACGAAAGGAUACCCCUGUGGAUUUGAUCUUGAUAUACCUUGCAAAUUAAUUAAUGUCAGUAAAGUACGUGAAUAUCAAAGAAGUAUUAUCAAGUACAAUCUUCUGAAGAACGAAUUGGAAGGACAGUUUAUUAUCACAGAAAGAGGCACUACUAUUCCAAAACCGUGGUUAAAAAUAUUGGACAAACCAAGUGUAUUUUAUAAAACAUUAAGUUUACGAUGCACCAUAUAUUCCAUGGAAGAUGAACGCAUAAGAAACAGUUUAAAAGAAGAAUUGAAGAGUGCACCAUCAAGAGCAGUAUUUCUUGAUGACAGUGAGAACUACAAUAUCACAAAAAAUGGAAAAGAACUUAAUAUAAUUACAUUUAUUCUGGAAGGUUUAUUGUGGGACAUUGUUAGUAGUAGAAGAUUCGAAAUGAUCAUUCGACAAAAUUUAAUACCUACAAGGAAUUUAUAUUAUUCUCAAUUUGCAAUGAAUCUGCAUGAAAGGAAAAGAUUAAUAAAAAGAUCAUUUAUAUCUCCACCAUUAUCCUUUAUUAAUUCUAUAUUAGAAGAAGCAUUGUUUCUUAUAGUACACGAAGAAUUUUCUUUGGAUAUAGCACACUUAAUUCCUGAAGAAGAUAUAAGGCAUGAUAAUUAUAUUAAAAUUAUUCAGAAACAAAACAAACUUUACAUGGAAAACAGUGAAAAUACUCAAUUAUCUUCUGCUAUGUCACAAGAGAAUUAUACAAGAGGAAUAUUUAGAGUGUCCUUUACAAAUUAAAUGCAAGCAGUAAAUACUUAAGUAAUAAGUUAUUUAUACUAGCUAAUUUUUGUCACAUAUGGAUCUGGAAUUCGCUUAAACACAGCCAAGAACUUUAAUCCUUUAUUUCUAGUUACUUUCUGGCCUUCUUCUGUACUUACAUACAGCUGCUCCACAAUAGGAUCUUCAUCCUUCAUACAAAAUUGAAUAUUAUUACAAUUAUUUAAAUUACUUUUUAAAUAAUUAUGUACCAAAAAAAACUUACAUAUUCCUGUUCAGAAACAUCAUCAAACAAUGGAUGUUCACGAAAAUGCUGCACCAUCCAAUUAUGUAAAUCUUCAACGUCUGUCACUGUGUACACAAUAGCCUUUAAAUAAUACAUUGGAUAUUAUUACAAUUGAAAGUAAUUUGGAUUGCAAAAGUUUUUUUAAAUGAGAUACUAAAAAUAAUAUUACUCCUUCAGCUAAUACAUAGGCAUAUUCUGCCAGAAGAGUCUUAUUUAUAAUUCUCCAUUUGUGUUUAGACUUCUUGAAAUGUGGAUCUGGAUAUAGAAAGAACAUCUUCUUCAGUUGCCCUUUAUAAAAAUAGUUUGGUAAAUAUUUCAUUGCAUUGGUCCUCAAGCAUGCCACAUUCUGAUAUUGCCCAGGAUUUUGAGAUCGUAAUGCAGCUAUGCGAUCCAUUACAUAGUCAGAAACUUUUACUCUGAUUUCCAUACCAAGAAUGAGAUUAUCAGGGAACAUUGGUGAUAGUGUAACUAUUACAGAAAAUACGGUCAUUUAAUACAAUUUUAGAAUGUUAAAUAUCAGAUUUUGAAUAAGAUCUGAAUUAUACAUACCCAAUAACCCUCCAUAGCCACAACCAAUAUCUGCGAAUUCUACACGCUUCCUCUGGGCAUUAUUUUCAUCUGACUUUACUUCAUUGUUUGAAAAAUAAUGUGGAUACAAGGCACUCCAAUUCAUUGCAUCAGGAUUUACGGGGCUAAAAAGAAUUUCAUUUAAAAGCAAAGUCAGAAAACAUUUGAAAUAACAAUGUUAUGUUAUUGUAAGUUUAAAAGCCAAGACUUAUUUUAUUUAUAGAUACAUUCACGUACUAUUCUAUACAGUGAUCCGCUAUGGGAUUUGAGUGGGCUCGUUGCCUAUAAUAUUUUUUUUGCGGUAACGGUAGUGGCUCUGACAUGAUAGUAGAUUUCGACAAAAACAAGUCCACAUGGAGUGCAGCGUCUUAACCUAACCCGAUUGAAACCUAACCAAAUUGACAGGUUGUAGUUAUUUAACUGUCAAGUAAUGAAGUGUUCGUUGAUUGGUCAAAGGAAAAGAAUUCCACAGAAAUUAUUGAAAAAUUUGUAAUUCGUUAACAAAGAUUUAUUGAGUCGCAAAAUUAAGUUAAAUACAUAAUUAUAUCCACUAAUACCUAGCGUAUAAAAAGUUUAUGUAAUUACACUGAAGGUAGUAUAAAAUUUAAUAGCUUUAUUUUUUGUAUUUUAAUAGAUCCAUUUUUUUUUACACAUAUACGAAAUACAGUUUUUGUGUAUAGAAGUUAUUUUAAU